UGAGCGUCAGUUUCUCCUGCAGCUAAUGCUAAUGAAUUUCCCUCUCCACUUGUUACGGAGCCACAAUUUAUACGAUUUAUACUUUAAUAUUUUCAUAAUGAACCUCAUGUAGGGGGUUAUAUCAAUUUGCCUUUUAACUUUAAUGUUUGGGCUUCCCGCGAAGCUUCUCUUUGAUAGCAACAAAGACGUUGAGUGCAACAGUGAAGGCACCACACUGACUAGAAGUUUGUGUGCUGUUUAUGCUUUAUUGACAAUUUAGAAAGCGUUUAGUCUCACGCGCUGUAAAACUAUUUCAACGCUGUUUUUUUUUCCUGCAAUGUCCGACAAACAUUGCUCGUGUUGCUCCCAUCCUGUCUCCUCUCCCAGUGUUCACCAGACCCUGAAUGAACUGGAUUUUGAACGAGGUAUCUGGUCUGCUGCAAUGGAUGGAGACUUGGAGAGACUGAAGCUCCUUGUUCAGAAGGGGUCAGACCCAAAUUUAAGAGACUCGGCUGGAUAUACAGCUCUGCACUACGGAAGCCGCAGUGGUCAUCUUGAUGUAUGUGCGUAUCUUCUUGAGAAUGGUGCGUGUGCGUCGCCUCAGACGCCGGGUGGGGCCACGCCGCUCCAUCGUGCUGCUUACUGCGGUCAUCUGGAUGUAGUCAGACUCCUUCUGCAACACAGAGCAGAUCUGUCGCUCUGUGAUGAUGAUGGCGCGUCCCCUUUACAUAAAGCUGCAGAGCGGGGUCAUAAAGAGGUGUGCCAGCUGCUUCUGGAACACUGUCCAGCACUCAGCAGCCAGGUCAACAAGAGGCUUCAGCUACCCGUCCAGCUGGCACGGCAGGGAGCCCUGUAGGAGCUUUAGAAGCCACCCCAAUAAAGAUGGACACACUGCUUCAGAGUUCCCAGAAUUAUGCACAUGAUUAAUUUUUAAUCAAACAAAGUUGAGUAAAGACUCCUCUCUUCUUUACCUGAGAACAUGAAAGAAACAUGAUGAACGUGGCAGAACAUUUGUAACUUCACAUCACAACAUUAGCAUUAUUCUGUUGUACUCCACUUCUUUUAUACAUCAAGUCCAACAGAGUUACGAUGUAUAAGAUUUAAAUAUAAGUACUGAAUGCAAUGAUUUUCUAAAUUCAUAAACCCCAUGUUUUAUUCACAAAGGAAUAUAGUAAACGUGAACUAAAAUGUUUAUGCUGAGAAAUUGGACCCGUUUGGUGGGGAAAUAGGGUAAUUUUGAAUUUUAUGGCGGCAGCACAUCUUCAAAAAUUUGAUAUAAAUAAGAAAACACUUGAGCAUUUUGCAACAAGGUUAUUUGGCAACAUGUCGGCAAGAGAACUAGGUAUAGAGAUAAUAUUUUUUAGAGAGGCUGACUGUUGGAAGUAAAAUCAGGAAAC
Molecule: messenger RNA, 1376 nt
Organism: Nematolebias whitei (Rio pearlfish)
Lineage: Eukaryota; Metazoa; Chordata; Actinopteri; Cyprinodontiformes; Rivulidae
Gene: ankrd39
Product: ankyrin repeat domain 39
Exons: 4
Coding region: 317-835 (172 amino acids)
Biological process (GO): piRNA processing
Cellular component (GO): pi-body
Molecular function (GO): protein binding
Source: RefSeq, a predicted model, not a curated record